Molecule: messenger RNA, 5519 nt
Organism: Symphalangus syndactylus (siamang)
Lineage: Eukaryota; Metazoa; Chordata; Mammalia; Primates; Hylobatidae
Gene: TEX14
Product: testis expressed 14, intercellular bridge forming factor
Biological process (GO): male meiotic nuclear division; mitotic spindle assembly checkpoint signaling; intercellular bridge organization
Cellular component (GO): midbody; intercellular bridge; kinetochore
Molecular function (GO): ATP binding; protein kinase activity; protein binding
Source: RefSeq, a predicted model, not a curated record
UAGGGACCGUUUGUGCUUUCUGAGUCUGUUGUUACCGCCUGCGAUGUGUGCUUUGUGAAAUGUGUUGUGUAUAUGUAAUUUUAUAGCUUAAAAUUACACAAGGUUUUUUCUGUGUGUUCAGAGACAUGUAAGGUGCGUGUAUGUGCAUUUUCGUUUUUCAGCUGGGGUUUUUUUCCUGUGGGUUUGCAGUGCGUUGGUGCAAUUUCGGCUCAUUGCAGCCUUUGCCUUUUAAGCAGUCCUCAUGCUUCAGUUUCUCAUGUAGCUGGGAUUAGAGGUUCGCAGCCAGGCCUUGCUAGUUUUUGUGUAUUUAGUAGAGAGGAGAUUACGUUGGCCAGGUUGGUUUCGAGCUCUUGGCCUCAAGUGAUCUACCCGAGCUGGGAUUACGGGCGUGAGCCACUGCGCCUCCUGGUUUAGGGGAUUUCAAUUUUCGUAUUUCUUGGUGCUUUUUGGUCUUCUGGAGGACUAGUAUUUUUUUCUUGAUAGGAAUUUAUGUUGAUGCAGUUAACUCCUUGGGCCAAACAGCACUUUUUGUUGCGGCGUUAUUGGGCCUUAGGAAAUUCGUUGAUGUUCUGGUGAAUUAUGGAUCAGAUCCAAAUCAGUUGCCUUGUAGAAUGGGAGCCCUGUGUUGCACACUGAGGCCCGCUCCAUGGAAUGCAGGAGCAUUGCCAUGGACAUCCAUUGUACCCAUCUCCCUCCCCAGCCGCUGCUUUGAUGGGAGCACCCCUGUCCAUGCAGCAGCAUUUUCGGGCAAUCAGUGGAUCCUUAGCAAACUGCUGGAUGCAGGAGGUGACCUGCGACUCCACGAUGAGAGGGGUCAAAACCCGAAGACUUGGGCUUUGACAGCAGGAAAGGAGCGUAGCACCCAGAUAGUGGAGUUCAUGCAGCGCUGUGCCUCACACAUGCAGGCCAUCAUCCAGGGCUUCUCUUAUGACCUCCUGAAGAAGAUAGACUCCCCGCAGCGGCUUGUCUACAGCCCACCCUGGUUUGGGGGCCUCGUGCAGGGAAACCCUAAUGGCUCUCCUAACCAACUGCUUAAAGCUGGAGUCAUUUCUGCUCAAAAUAUCUACAGCUUUGGUUUCGGGAAGUUUUAUCUUACUGGGGCGACACAGAUGGCCUAUUUAGGAUCUCUUCCGGUCAUUGGAGAAAAGGAAGUGAUUCAAGCUGAUGAUGAGCCCACCUUCUCUUUCUUCAGCAGCCCCUACAUGGUCAUGACCAACCUAGUGUGGAAUGGGAGCAGGGUCACAGUGAAAGAGCUGAAUCUCCCCACCCACCCACACUGCAGCAAGCUGCGGCUGGCCGACUUGUUAAUUGCUGAGCAGGAACACAGCAGCAAGCUGCGGCACCCCUACCUGCUACAGUUGAUGGCUGUGUGUCUCUCCCAGGACUUAGAGAAAACCCGCCUUGUGUACGAGCGCGUCACUAUCGGCACAUUGUUCAGUGUCCUUCAUGAACGACGGUCCCAGUUUCCAGUGCUGCACAUGGAGGUGAUUGUGCACCUGCUGCUCCAGAUAUCUGAUGCCCUGAGAUACCUGCAUUUCCAGGGGUUUAUCCACCGCUCCCUCAGCUCCUAUGCUGUCCACAUCAUCUCCCCAGGUGAAGCGAGGCUGACGAACCUGGAGUAUAUGUUGGAAAGCAAGGACGGAGGUGUACAGAGGGACCUGACUCGAGUGCCCCUUCCUAUGCAGCUAUACAACUGGGCCGCACCAGAAGUGAUCCUACAGAAGGCAGCCACAGUGAAGUCAGACAUCUACAGCUUUUCUAUGAUCAUGCAGGAGAUUUUAACAGAUGACAUACCCUGGAAUGGCUUAGAUGGCUCAGUUGUUAAAAAAGCCAUAGUCUUGGGGAAUUAUUUAGAAGCUGAUGUCAGGCUUCCGAAACCUUACUAUGAUAUUGUUAAGUCAGGCAUCCACGUCAAGCAGAAAGACCGAACUAUGAACCUUCAAGAUAUCCAGUAUUUUCUGAAGAAUGACUUAAAGGAUUUUACUGGAGCCCAGAGAACUCAACCAACCGAGAGCCCCAGAGUGCAGAGAUAUGGACUCUAUCCCGAUGUCAAUGUCUAUCUAGGACUGACUUCAGAACACCCCAGAGAGACCCCUGACAUGGAAAUCAUAGAGCUAAAGGAAAUGGGCAGUCAACCUCAUUCACCAAGGGUUCACUCUUUAUUCACCGAGGGGACACUAGAUCCUCAGGCCCCAGAUCCAUGUCUGAUGGCCAGGGAGACUCAGAAUCAAGAUGCUCCUUGCCCUGCUCCAUUUAUGGCAGAAGAGGCCAGCAGCCCCAGCACAGGUCAGCCAAGCCUCUGCAGUUUCGAAAUCAACGAGAUCUACUCAGGCUCCUUGACUUUGGAAGAUGACAUAGAAGAGCCUCCAGGAGCUGCUUCAUCUUUGGAGGCAGAUGGACCUAACCAGGUAGAUGAACUGAAAUCCAUGGAAGAAGAGCUGAAUAAGAUGGAGAGAGAGGCGUGUUGUUUUUGCAGUGAGGAUGAGAGCUCUUCAAAAGCUGAGACAGAGUACUCUUUUGAGGACUGGGACUGGCAAAGUGGUUCACUCAGUUCACUCAGCCUUCCCGAGUCAAUCAGAGAAGCCAAGAGCAAUUUGAAGAACAGGUCCAGGGCUGAGGAGUAUCUCAUCAGUAAGUGUGUGCUGGAUCUAAAGAUUAUGCAGACAAUAAUGCACGAGAACGAUGAUAGGCUGAGGAAUAUCGAGCAGAUAUUAGACGAAGUUGAGAUGAAACAGAAGGAGCAGGAAGAGCGCAUGUCUUUAUGGACCACUUCAAGAGAGUUUACAAAUGCCUACAAGUUACCUCUGGCCGUGGGCCCUCCAUCUUUAAACUAUAUUCCUCCUAUCCUACAGCUUUCAGGGGAUCAGCAGCCAGACACCAGUGGCAACUGCCCAACCCUACCAAGAUUUCCAAGAAUGCUGCCGACUCUUUGUGACCCUGGAAAACAGAACACAGAUGAACAAUUUCAGUGCACUCAAGGAGCCAAGGACAGUUUGGAAAGAAGCAGGAUCCAAAAUACCAGUAGCCAGGGAAGACCUAGAGAGUCCACUGCCCAAGCCAAAGCCACACAGUUUAAUAGUGCACUCUUCACUCUGUCAAGCCACCGGCAGGGACCUUCUGCGUCACCCAGCUGUCACUGGGACUCUACCAGGAUGAGUGUGGAACCUGUUUCUUCUGAAAUCUAUAAUGCAGAGUCCAGAAAUAAAGAUGAUGGAAAAGUACACUUAAAAUGGAAAAUGGAGGUGAAAGAAAUGGCAAAGAAAGCAGCUACUGGACAGCUCACAAUACCUCCUUGGCAUCCUCAGAGUAGUCUGACUUUAGAGAGUGAGGCUGAAAAUGAGCCUGACGCCCUGCUGCAGCCCCCCAUUAGGAGCCCGGAAAACACGGAUUGGCAGCAAGUUAUUGAGUAUCAUAGGGAAAAUGAUGAGCCCAGAGGAAAUGGCAAGUUUGACAAGAUGGGCAACAAUGACUGUGACAGUGACCAGCAUGGCACUGGAAGCUUCAUCAGUAUCAGGCACCCAUCUCCCAGACAAAAGGAGCAACCAGAGCCUAGUGAAGCCUUUCAAGCAAGUUCUGACACAUUGGUGGCUGUUGAGAAACCUUACAGUCAUCAGUCCAUGCAAUCAACUUGUUCACCAGAGUCUUCUGAAGACACAACAGAUGAAUUUUUAACUCCAGACGAAUAUUUUUACUCCUCGACUGCUCAAGAAAACUUAGCUCUAGAGACCUCGAGUUCCACAGAAGAGGACUUUGAAGGAAUACAAGGUGCAUUUGCCCAACCUCAAGUCUCUGGACAGUACAGUGGUGGGAAGGAAAAUGGAUACUGGCCCUGCCUGCCUGGAGGUCUGCAAAGCAAAGGAUGCUCUGUCUGCCCCCUUCUCUAUAAACUAGGACAGUACAGUGGUGGGAAGGAAAAUGGAUACUGGCCCCGCCUGCCUGGAGCAAAGCAUCUUACUGAGAACUGGGGAGGAGUAACUUCAGAUAACUUGAUGCCAGGAAGAACAGAAGACAGUUGGAUUAGCUCCUCAGUACUCAAGACCCCACCCCGCCCCUACUCUUUAGGUGAGGAAAAGUUCCAAAUGAGAAAAACUCUUGGAAAGAAUGCUGAGAUUUUGCCCAGGUCUCAAUUUCAACCUAUACGAAGUACUGAAGAUGAACAAGAAGAGACAUCAAAGGAGUCACCAAAGGAACUGAAAGAGAAAGACAUAUCAUUGACAGAUAUUCAAGACCUGUCUAGUAUCUCCUAUGAAUCAGACAGCUCUUUUAAGGAAGCUUCAUGCAAAACACCCAAAAUAAACCAUGCACCUACCAGUGUCAGCACUCCACUCAGCCCAGGGUCCGUUUCUUCAGCUGCCAGUCAGUAUAAAGACUGCCUUGAAAGUAUCACAUUUCAGGUCAAGACAGAGUUUGCCUCUUGCUGGAACAGUCAAGAAUUUAUUCAUACUUUGUCUGAUGACUUUAUAAGUGUCCGAGAGAGAGCAAAGAAACUGGAUUCUCUCCUUACUUCCUCUGAAACUCCCCCUUCAAGACUGACUGGUCUUAAAAGAUUGUCUUCAUUUAUUGGGGCUGGAUCCCCCAGCCUUGUUAAGGCAUGUGACUCAUCACCACCCCAUGCCACCCAGAGAAGGAGCCUGCCUAAAGAACUGGUAGAAGCCUUCUCACAGCAUCACAUUGAUGAGCUGCCACCACCAUCUCAGGAGCUACUUGAUGAAAUUGAGCUCUUGAAACAGCAGCAGGGCUCAUCCACGGUGUUGCAGGAGAACACAGCAAGUGAUGCAGGAGGCACUGCAAAUGAUCAAAGGCACUUAGAAGAACAAGAAACUGACAGUAAAAAAGAAGAUAGUAGUAUGCUUUUGUCCAAAGAAACUGAAGAUCUUGGAGAGGACACAGAGAGAGCUCACUCUACUCUGGAUGAGGACCUGAAAAGAUGGCUGCAGCCACCUGAGGAGAGCAUGGAGCUACAAGACCUUCCCAAGGGCUCUGAAAGGGAGACAAAUAUCAAAGAUCAAGAAGUUGGUGAAGAGAAAAGAAAAAGGGAAGAUAGCAUCACACCAGAGAGAAGGAAAUCAGAGAGUGUUUUAGGGACUUCUGAAGAAGAUGAACAAAAACCCUGUUUUUGGAAGCGACUAGGUUGGUCCUCAUCAUGCAGGAUAAUCGUGCUGGAUCAGAGUGACUUGGCAGACUGACUGGAAUUGGAUCAUAGAUGGACUCCUGGCCUGAGUUUGUGUGUCCUGGUUGUAAGCUCCUUUCUUCUCUUUCUGCUUCAGUUGCUAUCAGGGCAGCAAUUCCAGUUCUGUAAGUCCCACUUUGUUCAGCUGCCACAAUAGACAUCAUCGUUUGGCCCUCUCUGUUAGCAGCACAUUCAACCAUUUGUUUUCAGUCAGAUUUCUGAAAAGUGAGAGGUAGUUUUGAUUGUAAAAAUUUUUGGUUGUGCCUAGAAUGGCUUUGGUUUUGUUGAUGUUAAUUUUCAAAAACUUUAACUCUUGUUAUAUAAUAAAAUGUUUAAUUUUAAUAAUAGA